AAAGGUCUCAUAGUUAGGCAAUCCGGCAGGUUUCUUGGCAGCUAAGCAUCACUACUAACCCAAAGAAGGAUAGGAAUUAGGAAAGUAUGAUUGAUUAAUUACUUGAUUAGCAAGGCGGUAAUUAAGACAGUUCGUUAUAAUACAAAUCCUUCCCCUACAUGGUUUCGUAUUAUUACCACUAUAUAAGAAGCCUUUUUCUAUUCUCUAAACACCAAAUACCAGCACACAUCUUAAUUCUCUUUCUUUCUUCGAAAAUCUCCCACAAAAUUCCAGUAGAUUUAAUUCCCAAAAACCAAGUACGUAAAAAUGCAGAAGAUUAUCAUCUUUCUUGUGUUGUUCUUUCUCACAAGUAACAAUUUCAUCAUCCAAACAGAAGCUCAGUUAUUUCGAUAUAUUCCUGGGUUUCAACGUGUUCUUCCACAUACUGGAAGACAAUAUCAUCGUCUUCCCGUUGGACACAACGCUUUCGGACCGGAGUCUGUCGCGUUCGAUUGUGACGGUGAAGGUCCGUACGUCGGAGUUUCAGAUGGCCGGAUAUUAAAGUGGCAAGGCUCUUCAGUUGGUUGGACUGUUUUCGCAAUAACACAUCCGCAUAGGUCAGAUGCGUGUGACGGGUUGAACGACUCUCCUGCAGAAGACAAUUGUGGCAGACCUCUUGGUUUGAGAUUUGACACCAAAACAUGCAACUUAUACAUUGCUGAUUCCAGUGUUGGUUUGGUUAAGGUUGGCCGUAAGGGUGGUGUCGCCACCUCACUUUCCACCCGCGCGGAAGGGAUUCCAUUUCGCUUCCUUAAUGCAUUGGACAUUGAUUCACACUCCGGUGAUGUUUAUUUCACCGAUUCUAGUUCUCGUUUUCCUCGAUGGGAAUUUAUGUCAAUUGAUGUGAAUGAUCGAACUGGAAGACUAUUAAAGUAUAACCGAAAGACAAAACACACUACUGUUCUUCUCAAAGGUCUUUCAUUUGCAAACGGUGUCGCAUUGAGCAAGAACAAGGACUUCAUUCUUGUUGCAGAAACAACAUUCUAUCGAAUUCAGAAGUACUGGCUUACUGGUCCUAAAGCCGGAACCGUCGAACUAUUUCUCCAACUUGCCGGCCGACCAGAUAAUAUCAACCGGAAUUCAAACGGAGAGUUUUGGAUAUCGCAGAAUCCGGCAAAGCCUAUCAGAGUUAGCAAAGACGGAGUGAUUCUAGAAACAUUAGAUGCUCGUUCUAUUGUUGAUGCCAGUGAUGUUACGGAAUUCCACAAUAAUUUGUGGAUAGGUUCGGUUAUUCAAGGUUACAUUAUCCACACUAGUUAGAUUUUAUUUUCUUGUAAGUUGAACUCUGUUUGUUUGUACUAAAUAGUGAAAGUGGAGCUUAAUUCUUGACUUGGAAGGUAUAGUUCCUUUUGAAAUUAUAAAAAGUUCUCCUUAGGGGGGGACACCUCCAAA
Molecule: messenger RNA, 1431 nt
Organism: Spinacia oleracea (spinach)
Lineage: Eukaryota; Viridiplantae; Streptophyta; Magnoliopsida; Caryophyllales; Amaranthaceae
Product: protein STRICTOSIDINE SYNTHASE-LIKE 10-like
Exons: 3
Coding region: 307-1299 (330 amino acids)
Cellular component (GO): endomembrane system
Molecular function (GO): hydrolase activity
Source: RefSeq, a predicted model, not a curated record